Molecule: messenger RNA, 1756 nt
Organism: Manihot esculenta (cassava)
Lineage: Eukaryota; Viridiplantae; Streptophyta; Magnoliopsida; Malpighiales; Euphorbiaceae
Product: probable arabinosyltransferase ARAD1
Exons: 4
Coding region: 104-1402 (432 amino acids)
Molecular function (GO): glycosyltransferase activity
Source: RefSeq, a predicted model, not a curated record
UCCCUGCUGUCUCCUUAAAAUAACUGAAUAAACAGUUGCCUGUCGCAGCCAAAACGACAACGGUAACCGCAACGGCAACGGCCACGGCAAGAGAUCUGCCAAAAUGUACGGAAAACUGAUUCUUUCUAUGGUAUUCAUCUUUCUUCUGCUUUUCUCUUACUCUAUCUUCAUCGGGACCAUCGAUAUCAGAUCAUAUUUCUUCCCCAUCCUGCAACAGUCUCCGGCGGUUGCACCCUCCGUCUGUUCACACGGCCCGCCUCUUAAGGUUUACAUGUACAAUCUUCCUCGGAGAUUCAACGUCGGGAUGAUGGAUCACCGCAAUGAUGAUGACAAUCCGCCUGUCACGGCAGAGAAUUUCCCGCGGUGGCCCAAGAACUCGGGCGUGAGGAAGCAGCAUAGCGUCGAAUAUUGGUUAAUGGCUUCUCUUUUGUAUGAAGGCGGUGGAGAGGAGAGAGAAGCGGUCAGGGUUCUAGAUCCGGAGAAGGCAGAUGCCUUCUUCGUGCCCUUUUUUUCUUCCUUGAGCUUCAAUACACAUGGGCAUACUAUGACAGAUCCAGAGACGGAGAUAGAUCGCCAAUUGCAGGUUGAUGUGAUAGAAAUGUUGUAUAAAUCCAAGUACUGGCAGAAGUCUGGAGGCAGAGACCAUGUGAUUCCGAUGACUCAUCCGAAUGCUUUCAGAUUUCUCCGACAACAGUUGAAUGCAUCUAUUCUCAUAGUUGCAGACUUUGGCCGCUACCCAAAAUCUAUGUCAACUCUGAGAAAAGAUGUGGUGGCCCCAUAUGUACAUGUUGUUGAUUCUUUUACAGAUGAUGAACUUCCAGAUCCAUUUGAAUCUCGUACGACACUUCUUUUCUUCCGUGGGAAUACAGUCAGGAAAGAUGAAGGCAAAGUUCGUGCUAAACUGGAAAAGAUAUUAGCUGGUUAUGGUGAUGUUCAUUUUGAGCGAAGCAAACCUACAACAGAAACAAUAAAAGCGUCAACUGAAGGGAUGCGAUCAUCAAAGUUCUGUCUGCAUCCUGCAGGAGACACUCCAUCUUCUUGCCGGUUGUUUGAUGCUAUAGUAAGCCAUUGUGUUCCAGUCAUUGUGAGCGAUCAAAUUGAGCUUCCUUAUGAGGAUGAAAUUGAUUACAGCCAAUUCUCAGUUUUCUUCUCUAUAAAUGAGGCCAUUCAACCGGGAUACAUGGUUGAUCAACUCCGCCAAAUUCCAAAGGAGAGAUGGAUUAAAAUGUGGAAACUGCUUAAGAACAUCUCCCAUCACUUCGAGUUUCAGUACCCACCGGAAAAGGAAGAUGCAGUAGACAUGAUAUGGAGACAGGUAAAGUAUAAGCUUCCUGCGGUUCAGCUUGCUGUACAUAGAAGCCGGAGGUUGAAAAUUCCAGAUUGGUGGCAAAGGAGAAGAUGAUUUUGGAGAUUUCUUUAAAGAUACUGUACAUUCAUGAUUUUUUCAUCACUGGUCAGAAACCAUAUUAAUUUCUUUCAAGAGUUAGAAAAUAAUCAGAGGCAAUUACAAACACGAUUACACCACCACACACCUCAUCUGGAUUCAUAGUUCGGAUAACAUAUAACCUUCAGCAAUACAUCAACAGAGUUUUUUUUGACUGUGAAGACCUUUUGUCUUGUCCGCGGAAGGCUUAGCAAAUUUUUUUUUUUUACCUUCAACAUACAAGACUCACCGAGUAUGUAAUGGGAGUGUAAUAACACACAGCUGUAACGUAUUCAUUAAAAUUCAGCAAAGAGUUUAUUCAAUUGGCUUUAA